UGACAAUUAGUUGCUUGCACAAACUUAUCUUGGAUAGUGUAUUUUGCUUGGCAGCCUGUUCAUUGCGUUCACUGUGCACAGACUUUGAGUCUAUACUUACAAAUACAAACAGUAUUUUGUUACAUUUAUAAGAAUGCUUGACCAAUCUAACAAUAUUUUUAAAAAGUACUUAACAUUUUAUUAUUAGACUAUACAUUAUCCAGUUCAGAAAAAAAAAAAAAAAUCAUUAGGGUUUUAUUGUGUAAGUUACUAGAUAUACAACAGUCAUAUGACAAAACAAACAAACAAAAAAAUAUUUUAAUGCUUUGUUGUUGUUGCUUUACUAACAGUCUUUCCCAGUAUCUACAGGUGUUGUCUUUCUCUCUAAUCCAUAUUAUUUACUGACACUUAUCUUCUUAAUAGACACUUUCUUAUCAAAGUACUUCACUAGUAUUUCACAAUUCAUUGGGCUUGUGAUCAUUAUCUUGACAACCAAUGAUGCCACUGAUAUUUUAUCAAGAAUAUAUGUUAAAUGGAAGUUUGACAAACUGUUUAAAAUAUAUUUAAUCUUAGAUAUCACAUUCCUAAAACAUGCACACUUCAAGGCAGUGCAAAAUACAAUUUCAAAUAAUUUAACUCUCUCGAUCAUAAUUAACACAUAUAGGGCUAAUUUAACACACCUCCUCUUACAAAGGGACUCACCUCCUUCUGUUUUUACAUAGUUUCAUAUAGUUUCAUAAAUCUCAUGCAACCGUAAUUUUCAAACAGGUCCUACAGGUUUAUUCCAGUGCGUGAGGUAUCUCGCCCAACGAGUCAUGCUGUUCUUGUUGCACCUUUCGUUUCCUAUGUCUCAGGUUUCUCAUUUAGGCAUGUUCACAGGUGCAGAUAACAUGAAGACACCUCUAACACCAUUACUCUCAGGGAAAGUUUUACUUAAAAAGGGACAGUGGGAAAAUCCUGGACUCUUUCCAGUUGUUGCAAAGGAAGAGGGAUCCAGGGCUGGCAUUCACAGAGACAGGAGAACAGGAGGUUAUGAACAGCGGUUUGAUUAAGAGCCUGUUUCCUAUGCUUCUGCACUUUACCAUUAACUGUACGUAUAACCUCUCAGCAACUGUGCAUCAUGAUAGUGGGAUAUGUGAUACUUGAUUAUUGACUGCAUAAUUAUGUUAUUACAGCAUUUUAGUCAAUUAUAAAUAUACAUACAGUACACAGGAUAUGUAAAAAGAAAUCUAUGGUAUAGGCCUGCACAAGAAGUUUUAAAGAGAUUCUUCCAUCAAGAAACCAGUUGUAUUUAUUGGUCAGGGGUCUUGUAGUUUUUUAAUGGAACAGAAACCUGCUGUUCCAUGUUGUAUAAAAUUGCCAAUAAAUGGCAUUUUAAACCUGGCCUAAUAGCAGUGGUGUAAAGUAAUGGAGUAAAUGUAAUUAGGUACUGUAAGUAUCUUUUUGGCUACUUUGAAGUUUUACGGAGUAUCACAGAUAUUAGCAACUUUUACUCUAUACUUGACUACAUUUUUGAAUAACUAUAUGUACUCUUAACUCCAAUUCAUUUGUGAUACUUUACUUUUUCUUCAGCACUUUAUUUCUGAUACAAAACAAGCGAUAUUGUCAUCUACAGGGCAUUGAAGGUACAAUAUCUUGUGCGUUUUGCCUUACUCACCCAAACUUGUUAUCAAGGCUACUUUACGCGAAUGUGAGUGCAUUAGCAGGUGGUUGCGAAUUGCAGGCGUUUUAUAUAUGAGAUGAGGACAUGGCUGCAGCCAGUGAUGAGGCCAAAUCCAGCAUGUCUAGUGAAAGUAGGCUUUUACUUAACAUUAUUUUAUUUAUUUGUUAUAUUGAAAAGACCUUUUUGAAGAAUAUUGGUUUACUUAUGCCCUUUUUGAGCACUUGAAUUUAACUGAAAUUUGAGUGUUUGUAGACUUUUAAGAGGCUGUUGUGUCGACCUUGAUUUAUUGCACUUUUGAGGUGUUCGGUUUCAUUUUGAUUUUAGAAAAUAAAUGUGAUUGCUCUCCUCACAGAUCAACUAUUUCUUGUUUUUCACUGGCAUGUCUCUUAGGUGUUGAGGACUAGUGCAUCUUUGAGCCUACAUUCAGUACGAGUAAAAAUCAGAUACUCUAAGACUUUUGCUCUAUAGUUGCAUUGGAAUUGGUGACUUGUAACUUGUAAUAGAAUCAUUUUCACUGUAGGGUAUCUGUACUUUUAGUCAAGUGUGGUUUUCAGGUACUCUUCACACCUCUGCCUAAAACAUAAAAUGUGUAUAGUACCAUAUCAUACUUUUAUGAUGCUUAUAUAGGAAAGCAUUUUACAUAAUCAUUAAACAGUCAUAUUAUGGUGUAUAGAUAUUAAAUUUACUGUAUAAAAAGGGAUUAUGUAAUGUAAUUUGUUAAUACAGUAUUUAUGAUCCUGAAAGAUUGAACAGGCUUAUGCAAUGAACUUAAGGUUUGACAUUCUCAAAAUGCUUUUAACAGAAGCAGAGUGUUUGAAUGAAUACAGCCGGAGGGUCUGAACACUCUGAUCAGCAUGUGUGAAUGUAUUUGCAAGUCAAGUUUAAAAAAACAAGUCAUCAUAAAGAUCAGAUUUUUUUUUUUUUUUUUUUUUUUUCUCCAAAUAUAUGUCAAAUGGUAAUAUUGGUCAUGCAUUUCAGAUUCAAGUACACCACCCACACCUCUUAACACCUCAAUGUAUUCUGUAAACAUGAAGCACAUCCUGAAAUGGAGCCCCUUGCAGGUGUCAUGUUCCACUGUCAACUACUCUGUGCAAUUUCAAGGAGAGUAUGAGUUAUACAAACUUAAUGGAACUUGGGUGAAUGCAUAUGACUGCCAAGAGAUCAGUGAAAACAGGUGUGAUCUCACUCAUGACCUGGCCUCCAACUCUGACUACAGCAUCCGCAUAAAUACAAACUGUGAUGGCAAAAAAUCAUGGACACAACUACCAGCAACCUUCAACAGGAGAGACACAGUGUUGCUGGCUCCGAAAAUGACAGUGAAUGUGGAGGGCGAUCCCAUCCAGGUGGGCUUCAGUACAACACUUUCUGAUAUGACCAUAAACCUUAAAGUCUGGAAUGAGGGGGACGAGCAGAAUGCCUUAAUUCAUGUGAUCAGAGCAUAUCCCUAUCAUUUUUCUAUUGCUGCCCAUCGAGGGGAAGAGAAGAUGUGCUUCAGAGCAGAAGCAAUAGUAGAAGCCAUUAACAAGAUCUGCAGCAUUGACACACAGUGCGUAAUCAUUCCUGAGCAGACAUCUGACUUUGUGAAGCCGAUGAUAGUGAGCAUUGCUGUAGUAGUAGCGGUUGCCGUGGUCUUUGUUCUGGGAUGGUCGGCAACAUAUUUUGGUCCACAGAUCAAACAAAUUUGCCACAGGGAGCCUAUUCCCAGAGUACUGCUUGAUGACUGGCCCACCGGCACACCCAUCCUUUGUAGUGAUGUUUCACUGGAGCCCACAGACCCACUUUUGCUGCCAGCAAUGCAGGUGGAGGGAACAGUUUGAGUCAGAUGAAGCGCAGAACCAGUAGAGGCCUUUGCUAUGUUUCACCUGUUUCACUUAAAACGGGCCUCUGCUUGCGCUUGAAAGGGGCCUCGGAAAUUAUUGGGCUUGGGGCAAAAAUGCCACAUUUUUUUUUUUUUUUUUUUUUUUUUUAAAUAGGCCUUUAAUGAAUAUAGUUAAGCAAUAGCACAUGAGAGUGCUGUUUUCCCAAAUAUCAGCACAAUUUCAAAUGUGAUAAUGAUUCAACAGUUCAAUAAACAAGAAAUUAAUAUUAGCUAACUUACAUUUUAGACUGUUUUUUUUUUUUUUUUUUUUUUUUUUUUUACAGUGUGUUAUGAAUGGCAUGUAUGUUUUCUGAAUGAGAAUUGUUGUCAGUGUUAACUGUCUUAUUUUGAGACAUAUUAAGUGUUUUGUUGGUCAGAGUGAGUUUUGGAGGUAGGAUUAACUGUUUGGCCAAGAUUAAUCUUGGUAAUGCAGAUUGUAGGCUAUUUAAGCUCUAGGCCUAUCUCGCGUCUGCGGCUGAUAAAAUCAUACCUGCAGUCCAGCAUCCUGCAAGAAAGACUGUAUGCACUUGCUGUCAUUUGAACACAAUGUUAUGAGAUUGCUGGAUAAGGAUAAAGGAUAAGGAUAAACUUGUAGAGUUUGUGGAGCACUCCGUUUUCAGAAAGCCAAAUUCUUUUCAUAUUCAUAUUGUAUUAGUACUAAUUCCUGUUACAUUCAUUAUCUUAUCUCUGUUCUCUAAUUAUUAUUGCUCUCGAUGCCUGGUCAUUUUGCUGUCCAAGGUGCUCGCUGAAGGGUUAAGAGAGUGACGAAGAUUGAAUGCUGUUUUUGUUUUCGCUUUUUAAUAGUCUAUUAAGUGUGAAAUAUGAGAUAACAUUAUAACGGAGAUAAUAAAGUAACUGCAGUCACAUUGCAUACAAUGUUUUUCUAAAAGGGGGGCUCUCCUACUGUUUCACUAAAACAGGCCUCCAAGUGGCAAAGGCCGCCUUUGCGCAGAACAGGAGCUGAAAUUUCAAAAUGAAUUACACAAAGUAACUGAAGCACUGAUGUCAUGUGUAGAUGGGCUACAGUUACUAACUGCUUGACCUUCUGCAGUAUUUAGACAAAAGAAAUUUAUUAUUAUUAUUAUUAUUAUUAUUAUUAUUUUAUUAUCUGUAUUUUUCUAUUCUAUGUACAGCACUUUGGCCAACCAAGGUUGAUUUUAAAUGUGCUCUAUAAAUAAAUUGAAUUGAAUAAUAUUAGAAUAUUAUAAUAAUGACAGUAUUCUCUCCUGAGGUGAGCAGAAAGCUUUUCAUGGAAGUCCAUCCAAUAACUUUCUCUAAUAAACAGAUUCAUAUUUUAAAUCCCUUAAAAAAAAAAAAAAACAGUCAUUUUCUAUUGAACAUAGAUGCCCUUUGCCUUUAUUUCACCUUAGACUUGAGAUUUGAGAUGCUCAGAUGCUCUUUUGGAACAUUCAUUCUCAGAUAAUCUAAUUUCUUGUACAGACUAGUUAACAUUACGGUGGCUGAGAGAGCUCAACACACUGCAACUGAAGAAAACAAAUGCAAACAGAAAAAACACCAGCAAAUUAAGAAAACAUCAUCAGUUUGACAACACAUGUGCUGCAAAAGUUAACAACGCAACCAAAUACAGAAACGCGCUGCAAAAAAUUUAUAAAAAUAUGAAAUCAAAUUGUUUCCUACAAACUCCACCAGAUUCUUGUUCUACAUGUCCCCAAGUACCACUGUGGUGAUUUUCAUGUUGCUUAACUGUUUCAUUCUUUAAUAAUUAUAUGCCAAAGUCAUGGCCAAUACUAUUUACCUUGCUAUACAGACAUGUAUAGCAAGGUAUUUACCUCUCUAUACAGACAUAUUUUAAAAAUUCAUUAAAAAUAAAAUGAAAUUGUUUUCUGCAAACUCCACCUGAUUCUUGUUCUACAUGUCCCCAAGUACCACUGUGGUGAUUUUCAUGUUGUUUAACUGUUUUAUUAUUUAAUAAUUAUAUGCCAAAGUCAUGGCCAAUACUAUUUACCUUGCUAUACAGACAUGUUUUAAAAAUUCAUUAAAAAAUAAAAUCAAAUUUUAUUCUACAAACUCCACCUGAUUCUUGUUCUACAUGUCCCCAAGUACCACUGUGGUGAUUUUCAUGUUGUUUAACUGUUUUAUUCUUUAAUAAUUUUAUGUCAAAGUCAUGACCAAUGCGAUUUACCUUGCUAUUCAAACAUAUAAUAUACAGCUACAAGUUCCACACAGGUGUACCAAAAGCCAAAGCAAAGUGUCCAUUAAAAAUUAACAAAAUAAACAAAAACAAACUAAUAAAAGAAACUUUUCAAAGUACAACUCAACAAAAAAAAAAAAAAAAAAAAAAAGUAGUCUACUGAUCCAAUAAACACCCGUUUUUUUUUUUUUGUUUUUUUUUUUUCAAACAUUUCCUCUGCUCUUUUAUAGUCUUAGUCCCCUCCUUCAUUUUCAAACGGACCAAUCAUAACACUCUAUCUGUUACAAACAGUACAUUUUACAUUUUACUUUUUAACCUUACAAACAAUACCUUGAAAUCUAUCUUUAACAAGAUGCAUUAUCCCUUAGAAACCCGUCAAAAUAUAAACAUUCAUGACUUUUUGAUCUAAACAUCCUUAAUUGGUCAACUCUUCCCCAUCAGGAUGCCAUUAAAUCGGUUUCCUGUUCGCGGGCCACUCCUUUCUAGGAGUUUCCAAGAACCGGUAAGACACAGAAACAUAUACAUUAAUAUACAACAUUUGUUUGUUCAACUUUACCUUGUGUGCUUCACGUUGCUAACAGUCAUCAUGGAAUGUGCACCUUUCAUGUGACUGCCACUAAAGUAAACAAACACAAAAUAAAGAUCUUACCAAAACUGUUUAGUGUAUUUCUUUGAAUUGGGACAUGUGUGCUACAUCACACCAACUGAUUCUUGUUCUACAUCUCCCCAAGUACUACUGUGGUGAUUUUCAUGUUCCUUUACCGUUUUAUACUUUAAUAAUUAUGUGUCAAAGUCAGGACCAAUACUAUUUACCUCUGUAUACAGACAUAUUUUAAAAUUUAUAAAAAUAUAAAAUCAAAUUGGAUCAGAAGGCCAUGGAGGGGUACACAUUCAGGAUGCGCUACAACAGCGAUUUAUUCCACCUUCCACAUUCCCUGCCUCUUCCAGUUUCUUCUUUGUGGUAAGAAGGACGGAGGCUUGUGGUCGUUCACUGACUGCUGUCAAAUUUAUCCUCUUCCUCUGGUCCCAGCGACAUUGAAACAGCUCCGUCUUCCAGGGCUACAUGAAUGAGGUGUUCCGGGAGUUCCUCCAGUGGUUCAUCUUCGUUUACAUCGACGAUAUCCUCAUAUACUCCCAGAACCUGCCGAACAUCACCAACAUGUGAAGCAGGUCCUUGAGAAGCUAAGACAACACCAUCUGUACCUCAAGCUGGAGAAGUGCGAGUUCCAAGUCAAGUCAAGUCACCUUUAUUUAUAUAGUGCUUUUUACAAUGCAGAUUGUGUCAAUUCAGCUUUACAGUGAUAACUGGCAAAUAAUUUUGGCUGCACAGCAGCUCUUAAAGAAAAUGGUGUCAUUGUCCAGCUUAAAUAAAUUCAGUAUUGAUUCAUUCCGUUGUAAAAAUCAAUAGUUAUUAAUUUAGGUAAUUUAUCUAUAUAUCAGCACUGGAGAAAACAGUGAUGUCAUCGUCCAGCUCAGUUCUGUUCGCAUACAAUGGUGUCAAUGCAGGCAGACCAAAAACAUUGAAUAUCAAGUGUCCCCAAGUAAGCAAGCCAAAGGCGACAGCGGCAAGGUCCCUAAACUCCAACAGGUGAUAUCAGGUGACCAACAGGUGAAGAAAAAAAAUGGAGAAAAAAACCUUGGGAGAAAACAGGCUCAGUCAGGUGGCUAGUUCUCCUCUGGCCAACAGCGAACAGUGCAUGAUUAUGAUUCAGGCAGCGUUACAGGUCAUAAGUCCGAUUGGGAUCGCAACAGUCAAAAUAUUUAAUCCAGUUCCAUCUAGUUGAAGAUCGUAUUCAUCACGCCGUUAUGGGGCGGUUUUUUGGGAAUCUGUGCCAUUGGCUGUCAUGUCUGUGAGGCCUUCACAGGGGAUGAUCUAGUUGACGCAAUCUCUGCUGACACUUCAGGGCUGCGUUGUAGUCGUGUCUAGGCACAGGUCCUCCAUCUGAUCUGGAUACGGCCCGGAUCCAGCUGACUACAGUAAACCUCGGGAUAAACAGAGAGAAUAAUAUUAGAGUAGAUGCCAUUCUUCUUCACAUGUAACGAGUACAUUUGGUGUUAUAGGAAGUGUUCCCGGUUCCGGCUGACCUAAUUUAUGCAGCCUAACAAUCCUUUAAUGGAUGUGAAAACAUAAAUUGAUAAUGUGUUAUGUGUAUGCCAGGUUAAAGAGAUGCGUUUUUAGUCUAGAUUUAAACUGACAGAGUGUGUCUGCUUCCCGAACAAUGCUAGGAAGACUGUUCCAAAGUUUAGGUGCUAAAAAGUAAAAUGAUCUACCGCCUGCGGUUGAUUUUGAUAUUCUAGGUAUUAUCAACUGGCCAGAAUUCUGAGAUUGCAAUAGACGUGAAGGACUAUAAUGCGUUAAGAGCUUGCUCAGGUACUGGAGGGCUAAACCAUUUAGUGCUUUGUAAGUAAUUAGCAAGAUUUUACAGUUUUUCUCGAUUGCUCAAACACUAUGACCAGGCUUUUGAACUAAAAUUUCAAAACCAUAAUGCCAUUUUUCAAAAAGCACACCCAAUUCCCUAAACUAUAAACACUAUUCCCCUGUUUUGACACAUGAAUCAGAUUUGUUGAACUGUCGCUGCAAAACUCUACACACAAAUCCCUUUAUUUCUCAUUGCCUACACCAUGUUGUCAUUUAGAAAGCACUAGCAUUCAAUAUUGUUCACUCAAGUCAGCAUAGCUUGAGCUCAAUUAGCACACAGUUACCCACGUGGAAACACUAAGAGUCAGAAUUUAUCACACACCAAUCAGAACCUUCAAUAGAGAGAUAAAAGAGCCGGUUGCAUGGUUAUAAUAUCUCUCUAAUAUUAUCAAUCUUGCAAGUAAAGAAGUUCAUAAAGUCAAUACUGCUGUGCUGUUUGGGAACAUCAGAAGUUGAAGCUUUAUUUCUCAGUAAUUUAGCCACUGUAUCAAAUAUAUACCUAGGGUUGUGUUUGAUUUUUUCUAAAAGAUUUGAAAAAUAAGUAGAUCUAGCAGUUUUAAAGGCCUUUCUGUAUGUAAAAAUGUGUUCUUUCCACAAAAUGUGAAAAACCUCUAGUUUUGUUUUCUUCCAGCUCUUUUAAGCAGCCAGAAGUAUGUCUGAGUAUGCUCGUUGUACCACGGCAUUGGACUAAUUUCCUUAAUCUUCUUUAUUCAACAGUGCUUUGCAUCUGCCUGCAUUGACACCAUUUUCUUUAAGAGCUGCUGUGCAGCCAAAAUUAUAUACCAGUUAUCACUGUAAAGCUGCUUUGACACAAUCUGCAUUGUAAAAAGCGCUAUAUAAAUAAAGGUGACUUGACUUUAAGCGCAAAGGAGCAACUGAGUCUAAUGUGCUGGAAAAGAGAGACUCAAUAGUUUCUGUUUCAACAUCGAGUUCUUCUAAGCUAUCUGGUAUGCUAAGGAGAUGAAACUAAUCAGGAAGAUUAUUUAUAAAGCAAUCUUUAGUGGUAGUGAUAGUUCUACCAUAUUUGUGGCAGGGUGGCAGUUUUGCAGCCUUGGCUAAAUGUAGAAUACAUGAGACUACAUAAUGAUCUGAAAUGUCAUCGCUCUGCUGCAGAAUUUUAACUGCAUCAAUAUCAAUUGCAUGUGACAAUAUUAGAUCUAAAGUAUGACAAUGAGUGGGUUCUGACACGUGUUGUCUAACUCCAAUAGAGUUUAGAAUGUCCAUAAAUGCCAAACCAAAUGCGUCUUUUAUCAUUUUCUACAUGGAUAUUAAAAUCACCAACAAUAAGGACUUUAUCUGCAGCCAGUACUAACUCCAAUAAAAAAAUCAGCAAAUUCUGAUAAAGUCUGUAUGGUGCCCUGGUAGCCUGUAUACAGUAGUCAACACAAAUAUCAAAUGGGAUUUGUCACUUACAUUACAUAAUGUUACAUAAAGCACCAUCACUUCUAAGGAAUUAUAUUUGAAAGUCUUUUGAGUAAUACUGAAGAUAUUACUAUAAAUUACAGCAACACCUCCUCCUUUGACUUUCCGACGUGGCUCGUGUUGAUAAUAGUAACCUUGAGGCUUGGACUCAUUUAAAGUAAUGUAAUCAUCUGGUUUUACCCAGGUUUCUGUCAAACACAGCACAUCUAGAUUGUUGUCAUAAUAUUAUUAUAUCAUUAUCAUCAUUAUAUCAUCAUAAUAUGAUAAUAUCAUUUUCAAUAAAUGCUUUUGAAGAAAGGGAUCUAAUAUUAAGCAAGCUGAGCUUUAUCAUUUGAUCGUCAGAAUUAUAUCUGUUUUUUAUUUGUUUAACAUAAAUUAAAUUUUUACCCUUAAAUGGGUUUGGGAUUUUUUUUUUUUGUUUUUGUAUUUAUUAAUUCGGGGUACAGACACAGUCUCUAUGUGAUGAUAUCUAGGUGGAAGAGUCUCUAUGUGUUGGGAUUUAUCUGACUUCUGUGACGUGAGACAGCUAGCAGACAGUCGGUUUAGCCAGUCUGUCUGCUUCCUGAACUGGGCCCCAGUUUGUCAUGUUUCAUCUCUCUGUCCUGGAACCCAUCUGCCCUAGAGGCUUACCAUCAUCUCAAAGAAGCCUUCCAAGCCAUUCCGAUCCUGGUCCAUCUUGAUCCAGAUCUUCCUUUCAUCGUCGAGGUGGAUGCCUCUACCACCGGGGUCGAAGCAGAACAUCUACCAUCGGGGUCGACAUCGGCAAUUGUGAGCUCCUGGCCAUCAAGCUAGCUUUGGAAGAGUGGAGACACUGGCUGGAGGGAGCAAAAACAUCGCUUUGAGGUUAUCAUGGAUCAUCAAAACCUCAAAUACCUGUGUGAGACAAAACGACUGAAUUGAUUUCACAGUCUCAUAUCGUCCUGGUCUUAAGAACUGUAGGGCAGAUCCCCUUUCACGUCUCUAUCAACCAGAUCCUGAGCCUAGUUCUCCAGAACCCAUCCUCCCUCCAACCAUGAUCAUCAGUCCCAUUCAAUGGUCCAUCAAUCAACAAUCGCCGAAGCUACACGCUGUGAACCUGCACUGCCAGGAGGUCCUGAGGGGCUACUCUACGUACCACCAGCCUAUCUAGAUCAUACAUCAGCGGAUGCUCAGUCUGUGCCGUUACCAACACUCCAUGCAAACUCCCAGAGGGGAAACUGGUUCCUCUGCCUAUUCCACAUCGUCCAUGGUCAUACCAGUGUGUUCGUCAUCGUUGAUUGCUUCUCAAAGGCUUGUAAACUCAUCCCUCUGAAAGGUCUACCGACUGCAUUUGAAGCUGCAGAAGCCCUCUUCCAAAAUGUGUUUUUCCACUUCGGCCUACCAGAGGACAUUGUAUCAGAUCGCGAUCCCCAAUUCAUCUUACGGGUGUGGCAAUCUUCUUGCUUCUUCAAGCUCCUGGGAGUUUCUGUGAGCCUCUCUUCCGAAUACCACCCACAAACGAAUGGCCAGAUUGAGUGGAAGAUCCAAGAGAUCAGGAGGUACCUGAGGUCUUACUGCCACCAGAACCAGGACACUCUUAGGCAAUCCACCACUGGGCUCACUCAGCGUUAUGAUUAAUUAUAAUAUAAAUCGACCAAAAAGGGAAUUAUGCACAUAUAUUGUGAAUUAAUUACAACGGAUUAUAAUUAAUUACAUAUAUGGUUCAGGAUUAGUUCUAGUUUAAUAGUUAAUUUAGAAAGACUGGUCUAGUUCGUCCAGCAAACUAUCAGCUUCCUUAUUGACUAUUAUAAAAGGAAGUUAUUCCUCUGGCCAUGAAGAAUAAUUUCAAAGAAUAAUUUCCUAAUUUUGCUAUUCUAGCGUUAAAGCGUAAAGCAGUUUGCAAAAUCAGAACAUAGAAGUGACUUGAUUUUCUGAAUGAGCAACAGAUAAUUCAUAGAGCAUGAAUAUAAUGUAUUUAAUAGAUAUGAACUACGAAUAUAUGACUAAAAAUACAACAAACAAACAUACAUAGAAUAAAACGAAAGUAAAGUCAAGAAAACAGAGGUGAUCAAAGAAAUGGCAAAAUUACAAACAGUUAAAACCUUUGAGAGCCAGCAAGGAAACUCAACUUACACGUGGAGCUUAAAACGCUUCGAAAAGAAUGGUUCUAUACUUGCAUAGGUUCAGGUGCUGUGGUUGCUUCGUCUUCCUGCAGGAGUUUCAGUUUGUGUGGCUGGAGCGAUUAGUCCUUUUCUGAGAAAGGGUUCUUCGGCGGGAUUUUCAAACAAGGUUUUAACUUAAAAGUAAGAUAACUGGAAAAUAAAGAAGAGAGAGUCCAUCUGAAGAGUGAAGGCUUAGGGCAACGGAUGAAGAAGGCUUGACAAAAGAAAACUUGUUGUGACGAAGAGACGCGUGUUGUUGUCUUUUAAGGACAAACAAACCAGAAUGCCUCCUUGGACGCACCAGCCAAUGGCAAGGGUGUAAUUUUGGCGGCCAAACUUUUUCUUUGUCUCCAUUUACGGCCUAAUUUGCAUAGUAUAUGACGUGUCAGAUCUGAGUACAUUUUCUUCGAAGUACUAUUAAAAAUAGAAAAAUGCAUUUUACAGUAAUGUAACAUACAUUGUUAAUUAGAACAUUCAGAGAGGUUUACAACAAGACUAAACUUGCCAGGUGGCAAAGACAUAAAAGGGGGAGAUACAGUUUAUACUUGAAUUGAUCGUUUAGAAUAAAACUAACACAACUACAGUCAUAGCUAAGCUUAUAUACUAGGGAUACAUACAUGCAGCUUGAAAACAACAACGGGCAAACUUUGGCAUAGUCAUAUUUUGAGGAUAAAUGUACAUAUAAUCUCCAUGCGUGUUUGUGUGUGUCUGUACGUGUGUGUGUGACGUGUAUAGGGGUUUUGGCCGGUGUCUGUGACCACAUGGCCCUUAGCCCCACCAGGGUGACUCUUUGAAGUCCCUGGAGCUGGUGAGAAUAUCUUCUGUUUUUCUUCAAUGAGGUAACAAAGGUGCCAAUGGGGCAAUUGGUCCCGGACUUGCCGGAGCCAAUUCUGAAAAUUCUAAAGUUGGUUGGCUAACUGAUCUUGUACAGACGCUACAUUGGAUACCAGCCUCCCUUAUUCCCCUGGUCUGGUGAGCCCUUGGAGGUUCCAGUUGUCAACCACUGGUUCCAGCAGACUGGUGUGGGACUCAGCUCACGUGCAUCUCCAACAGGCAGUGCGAAGACACAAGAGGCAGGCUGACACCUGAAGAAAACCGACCCUUCGCUACCAACCAGGUCAGAAGGUGUGGCUCUCGACACGGGACAUCCAUCUCUGCCUACCCUGCCAUAAGCUGAGUCCCCGUUACAUAGGUUCGUUCACCAUGCAGAGGCAGAUCAAUGAGGUCACCUACAGGCUCAAUCUUCCACCACACUACUGCAUUUCACCAUCAUUUCAUGUGUCACUCAAACCUCACUAUGAACCUCACUUUGUUGUCUCUCCUCACAGAUUCUGGUGGCGAUGAUGUACCUCCUCCUCCCAAGCUCGAAGACGAGGAGGCCAUCUACAGGGUCUGGGCCAUCCUCGACUCGCGGCGGUGGGGCCAGAGACUAGAAUACCUCAUUGACUGGGAGGACUACAGCCCUGAGGAACACUCCUGGGUUGCCUGUGAUGACAUUCUUGAUCCAGCUCUUAUCACCCAAUUUCACACCGAACACCCAGAACGCCCAGCUCCCAGGGGUCGAGAUAGGCCUCGUCGUCGCACCAUCCGGCCGUCAGAAGCCGCCCCUGGAGGAGGGGGUACUGUCACGGAGUCGCAGCCAUCUCAGACCAUAAUCAACCCAUCAUCACCAGAUCAGCACGCUCCACCCACUCGUUCACUCUCCCCGGAAUUCUGAUUCACCGCACCUGCACCUUCUCAUCAGUACACACCAUACAUACCCUCACAACCUGUACCCCUUUGUCUGGUCUCGUCUCUACGUACACGAACAGACUCCAUCAAGAUACUCACCUGUGUACCUACUUGCCAUUGUGGAUUCCUAUCUUCUGUCUUCCGUCAUCUAUAUAGCAAGGUAAAUCGUAUUGGUCAUGACUUUGGCAUAAAAUUAUUAAAGAAUGAAAUAGUUAAACAACAUGAAAAUCACCACAUUGGAACUUGGGGAGAUGUAGAACAAGAAUCAGGUGGAGUUUGUAGAAAACAAUUUGAUUUUAUAUUUUUAUGAAUUUUUAAAAUAUGUCUGUAUAGCGAGGAAAAUAGUAUUGAUCAUGACUUUGGCAUAUAAUUAUUAAAUAAUAAAACAGUUAAACAACAUGAAAAUCACCACAGUGGUACUUGUGGACAUGCAGAACAAGAAUCAGGUGGAGUUUGUAGAAAACAAUUUGAUUUUUUAUUUUUAUGAAUUUUUAAAAUAUGUCUGUAUAGCAAGGUAAAUAAUAUUGGUAAUGACUUUGGCAUAUAAUUAUUAAAGAAUGAAAGUUAAACAACAUGAAAAUCAUCACAAUGGUACUUGGGGAGAUGUAGAACAAGAAUCUGGUGGAGUUUGCAGAAAACAAUUUUAUUUUAUUUAUUUAUUUAUUUAUUUUAUUUUUAUUUUUUAAAUAUUUCUACCGACACCAAGAGACCACACCUUUAGCUUAUCACGCAACCUCAUGUUGAUGCGCAGUAUAUAUUUUUAAGCGUAGAUAGUGUGACCAUGCAUCUCUGAAGCGCAGACGGUGUGACCGCAGUCUUCCACUGCUCAGCGAUUGUACACACUGUAAAGACCGUAACGAUGGCGUAAAUUUUAAAUAUCAAUCCGAGUGUGAGUUAGAUGAAUCAUCGGGAGAACUAGUUAUUCAACCUGAACCUCCACAUCGCAAGGACGACUUCUCGGGACAUUUCUCAAGUCAUACACUACUCAGUUUAAUGUACAAUAUUAGAUGUUGCAACUGUAAUUCUAUAUUAUUAACAGUAUCAAUAACAGUGUAUACGUUAGCCAAGCACUAACGUGAAUGACUAUGUAACAUUAAAGUUUGUAAAACAAAUCUUGCUCCAUCCUUUAUCAUUACUCAAAGUAGUAAGAACGACAGACAAUCUGCAUUAAUGGACACAAUUUUAGGUAAUAGUGAGCCACAUGUAAGGCCCGCCCAAUUGGCCCAACGGCGGUUUCCCACAGGACGGGGAAGGUUUCUUGCGCGUUCAGUCUUUUCAGUGUGGCAAAGUAGUUUAAUUCCAAGUAAACUUUUAUCUGACUCCAUUUUAUUAUGACCUCGAAUUUAGUUUAGAAUGUCAACUGAUUAUUGGUCAUUUGUAUAAUAAUUUAGCUCUACAUUUGAUUAUUCUAUUUAACUCUUUGCUCUUACUGUACUCGUUUAUUCGGAUUUUUAUAACGCUUUGAGUCUCGCAACAGCCGGGUAUACGAUCUCAUAUACACAAACUCGUCAGUCUUGGUCAUUAGACAGAGGCGAUGACUAAUACUUUUAGACGCCGCACCAUGCUUGCUUAUUUCUAAAAAUACGUUAUUUAGGCCCCAUAGAUCUGAACACACUGAAUUAAAGCAAGACUAUAUCUAACCAGAGGUCAUGACCAUUACCAUAGAACCAAGCUGACCAAUCUAACCUUUCUAAUGGUAACUUUAUAUAAUUAUGCCGUGGUUUCCCUCGUACACUUAGUUAGAAUAAUAUUACAAUAAUCAGAGGUUGAGGCUCACCCUAUUCAGAUUGGUCUGACAACCCUAUGUUGUUCUGAACGGAAAUGGUUCUGAACCAUUAUUAGCCUACACAGUCUAAGUAUACAUAACUAAUGCCAAUGUGUUAGUCGGAGCUCUAAAAUAUCAGUUGGUGUGCCCCACUGCUCCACCUAAACUGUACUUUAGUCCGUUACUAACCUGAGCGUAGAUUUGUGGGAUUAUGGAUUAAUAAUCUACUAGAGUCAGUAAUUUCAGAGUACAUCAGAAUAAAGUCAAAUAUAACAAUUUAUUAGUCAGGUAAAUGUAUAAUGCCAAUUACAUAACCAAUUCAAAGAUGAUCAAUACAAAACAUCAGAUGCUCAGAAACAGAGUAAAAGAUGCAUACCUGACAUUAGGAAAAUACACAUGGCUGAGUAUCUGAAGGACACUCAGCAAUGUGGGCUGAUCUGAUUACAGAAUCGCGCCCUGAGCCUCCUGCAACAUCUCUUUAAAUACUCAGACCAAGACAGAAACUUCUUUCAAAUGGAAACAUGAGUUCACAAUGGGGAUUUGGAACUAAAGGAAAUGUAGAUUAAGGCAAUGCUGAGGUGAUUGACUCGGUGUGAUUGCGUCUCGGAUGGGGGUGCUAAUUUUGCAAGAGAGAGUUCAAAUGUUAAUUUCCUUUGUUUUCUCAAAGAGUAACCCUCUCUUGGUCUAGACAGUCCAGCAUCAGUCUUACACACAGCUGAUUUGCAGAAGUAUUUCAGUAAGACAAUAUCCCUAACGAUUCGUUUAAGUGGUUCAGAGUUGACUCUUUCGACAAUACCUUUAUUUAUCGUGCACUUUCGGCUUCACAACUUUGCAGGUCGUUUACAUUCACAAACAGCUACAUUACACAUUGCAUGAAAGGUAAUAUUCAAAAAAGCAUAAUAGGGGCACUUUAAACAUUUUUUUUUACAUUGAAUCCCAGAUUUUAUAUAUGGUCUCAGACCUCAUUAUACACAAAACAUACUAAGCUCCAUGUGGCGAUCAAUGCCUUUGUCCUCAGAAAAUACUGCUGCUGUGAAACGUAAUGAGAAUUCUUUUUAUAGGCUUCUUCUUAUGACCUUUUUGCCUUUAAUGAUAGGACAUUCUUGAGACAAGAAGGUGAAGGGAGAGAAAGGGGGGAACAUGACACAUGUACACUAAGC
Ctenopharyngodon idella (grass carp) is the source of this 16269-nucleotide messenger RNA. RefSeq names its product cytokine receptor family member B16 (gene il20rb). The transcript is spliced from 6 exons. Gene Ontology annotation, molecular function: interleukin-20 binding. Bases 2656 to 3459 code for a protein of 267 amino acids. Lineage: Eukaryota; Metazoa; Chordata; Actinopteri; Cypriniformes; Xenocyprididae. The record is from RefSeq and is a predicted model, not a curated record.